UCGCCCCUCUACUUUGAAAGGAAAGUUUGUGACUGAACUGUGCUUUCAUAGUGGUGUCAUUUUUUUUAAAGCAUGAUACUCCUUUUAUUUCUUCAUCAAACUCCACCCUCUGCUUAAAUACUGCAUACAAAUUACAAUUUACUACGCAUUUGCUGAUCCUUCUGAUUUGGCUAUAAUGCACAGGCUGCAGCUGGCAUGAGCUCCCACAUCAUUUAAUCCUUGUGUUGUAUGGGUUUGUUGUUUGUUUUGUUGUUGUUGUUGUUUUAAAACACAACUUUUGAUGUUGGAUCUAGAUAUGUUUCAUGUUCUUGUGGCAAGAGAUGCAGUGCUUAUCAAUAUAUUUAGCUAUUUACAGUUAGCUUAUCUUCUAACAAUCGUUAAACGAUGUCUUAGAGACAAAUUAGGGAGCCAGUCAAUUUUGUAGAAUGCAGAUUACUCCUCCUUGUAAUUGACUUUAAGAUGAUAUUUUCUAGGCCACAAGAAAAGAAACUGAAUUCCUUUAGUUCUCAAGAAGGAGGCAGAUAUGAGGACUGACUUCAUUCUUAGCUCCAGGGAGAUUUUGUAGGCAUCUGAAAGAAAGGGUGGGGGGGACAGCAAACAAAAAAACUUUGAAUUGUGCUUUCAUUUAAUUGAAAAAUAACUGCCAAGUUCAAGACUAAAAGUAGAAAAAAGUAUUCUAGCCAUUAUUCUGCAAAACCUUAAAUGGCACUGGGACUUUCAUUAAAAUUAGAAUCAAGGCAAACUUAAGAAGAUAGUGUCCAAUUUGAAAUAAUACAGCUACAUGUACAUGGACAUAACUACAUUAAUUUGUUGGGGAGAAGAGUUCAGUAGCCCUAACUUUCCCUAAAGUUGCCUUUGUUUACAUGACCAUUUAAAAUGCUGGGAGUGUGGAAGUAAAACAUACACAUUAAGAAAAAAAAACUUUGGUCAGCUUUAAGAACUCAAAGCAUGCUUACGUUUUUGCAUUCAGAUGGUUAAUGAAUCCAGUGUUUUGCAGUUGCAAGCUCGGGCAUUCACUGGGCAAAAGCUGGCUGCAGGUUGCAGGGGCCACGGCGCAGGACAGAAAUUAAUUCUAUUUCCCACUUUUUUUCAAUAAUGUUUGGCUACUCGGUUCAGCGAGGAAGAAUGCCUCCGACCCAGCCCAACCCAGGCCAGUACGCGCUCACCAACGGGGACCCCCUCAACGGCCACUGCUACCUGUCGGGCUACAUCUCGCUGCUGCUGCGCGCCGAGCCCUACCCCACGUCUCGCUACGGCAGCCAGUGCAUGCAGCCCAACAACAUCAUGGGCAUCGAGAACAUCUGCGAGCUGGCCGCGCGCCUGCUCUUCAGCGCCGUCGAGUGGGCCCGCAACAUCCCCUUCUUCCCGGAUCUGCAGAUCACCGACCAGGUGUCCCUGCUGCGCCUCACCUGGAGCGAGCUGUUCGUGCUCAACGCGGCCCAGUGCUCCAUGCCCCUACACGUGGCGCCGCUGCUGGCCGCCGCCGGCCUGCACGCCUCGCCCAUGUCCGCCGACCGCGUGGUGGCCUUCAUGGACCACAUCCGCAUCUUCCAGGAGCAGGUGGAGAAGCUCAAGGCGCUGCACGUCGACUCGGCCGAGUACAGCUGCCUCAAAGCCAUCGUGCUGUUCACGUCAGACGCCUGUGGCCUGUCGGAUGCCGCCCACAUCGAGAGCCUGCAAGAGAAGUCGCAGUGCGCCCUGGAGGAGUACGUGAGGAGCCAGUACCCCAACCAGCCGAGCCGCUUCGGCAAACUGCUGCUGCGAUUGCCCUCGCUGCGCACCGUAUCCUCCUCAGUCAUCGAGCAGCUCUUCUUCGUCCGUUUGGUAGGUAAAACCCCCAUCGAAACUCUCAUCCGCGAUAUGUUACUGUCUGGGAGCAGCUUCAACUGGCCUUACAUGUCCAUCCAGUGCUCCUAGACCUCGGGCGCUUCCCACCUGCCCCCGCCCUCCUAAAGACUCAGAGGACCAGCCUGGGGCAAAGACUCCAAGGCCACGGAGACACCCAGUCCACUGAUUUGGGUGCGGCCUGGCUGGCAGGCCAGGCUGGCAAGAGGGGCGUGGGGGGAGGAGGACUGACUGAGUCAGGAGCAGCCCACCCUGCAGAAAUGCGACCCCAACUGCAACCCAGGGGGAAAAGAGACUCGUUUAGGAUCAGACCUGUGAGCACGUUGGAAAGGAAAGCAAAAGGAUCUUGUGUCUGGUGAGAAAAAAUAAAUAAAUUGGAAGACAGGACCAUGAGAAUUUGAAUAAAACAGGUGACUAAUGGACCUUCCAGAAUUUAUUGUGGACGGAUGUGGAUAUAUUCUGUACAGAAAACCACACACACACGGAAGUGGACUAAAUCCUACGUAGAAACACACACACACACACACACACACCCCAAACAUUGUUAUUCAUUUUGUAAAAUAUUAGCCUUUAUUUUCAUUUUUUGUAAAAUUUAAACAUUGUAUGCGCAUAACGGAAAAAAGGAAACAAGAAUUAGGGGAAAAUAACAUUUUCCAAAUAAUUAUUAAAAAAUUGUCCUGUGUCUAUGUAUCUAUAUCUGUUUUGUAUUUUUUUCUGGUUCCAAACCAGAUUUCCUGUGAUUCUAUACUAAUAAUUUUUGAUAUAACCCUUUGCUUCUUAUAAUGAGUGCGAUAUAUGUUGUCGAGGCUGUUCUUCAAGAAUUAAAAUUGAAGUGAAAAUUUAAACAAAAAUAAAAGAAUUUAGCAAAACCCA
This is a messenger RNA of Echinops telfairi (small Madagascar hedgehog), 2718 nucleotides long. It is a transcript of the gene NR2F1, whose product is annotated as nuclear receptor subfamily 2 group F member 1. Lineage: Eukaryota; Metazoa; Chordata; Mammalia; Afrosoricida; Tenrecidae. Bases 1096 to 1917 code for a protein of 273 amino acids. Gene Ontology annotation, biological process: anatomical structure development; positive regulation of transcription by RNA polymerase II; cell differentiation. Gene Ontology annotation, molecular function: nuclear receptor activity; RNA polymerase II cis-regulatory region sequence-specific DNA binding. The record is from RefSeq and is a predicted model, not a curated record. The transcript has 3 exons.